Messenger RNA from Acinonyx jubatus (cheetah), 4965 nucleotides. It is a transcript of the gene OFD1, whose product is annotated as OFD1 centriole and centriolar satellite protein. The record is from RefSeq and is a predicted model, not a curated record. Bases 254 to 3076 code for a protein of 940 amino acids. Gene Ontology annotation, molecular function: protein binding. Gene Ontology annotation, biological process: epithelial cilium movement involved in determination of left/right asymmetry. Gene Ontology annotation, cellular component: ciliary basal body; centrosome. The transcript has 20 exons. Lineage: Eukaryota; Metazoa; Chordata; Mammalia; Carnivora; Felidae.
GCGGGAUCAGCGCUGAGCCGGGCGAACCCUAGUCGUACUUUGUUUUCUCUUGUUGCCUCACUACCGGUCCCCGCCCUCCAGCGGCGUGGGAAAGCCGCGCGUGAACCGCGGCCCCGCCCACCCGUGAGAACCUCGGGGGAAAGGAAGUGCGUGUCUGCCAGAGUUCCUGGUUCAGAGCGGGAGGCCGAUUAAACCGUCGAACGGUUUUGUCGUUCCCGACUGCCUUCCUUUUUCCCCCGCACCCAGGCAGAGCAUGGGCUCAGAAGGCAGGGAUUCGCCUCGUCCUGAGCCUGCAGCUGGGGCUGGCUGUCAACUUGGGCCGAGGCAGCCCGGGCUGGAGGGGGCUUCGCGGCGAAGCCGGCGCCUGAUGUCUCAGUUCGCCAUGCCCUCCACAUCUGACGUGUUGAGUCAAGAUGAACUGCGAAAAAAGCUAUACCAGACGUUUAAGGAUCGGGGUAUACUGGACACACUCAAGACACAACUCCGGAAGCAGCUGAUUCACGAAUUGAUGCACCCUGUCGUGAACGGAGAGGUGCAGCCCCAGUCCGUUCCAGUGGAAGGGAGUGCCCUCCUGAUAGGCACCUCUAACUCUCUGGUGGCAGAUCACUUGAAGAGAUGUGGCUAUGAGUAUUCGCUUUCUGUUUUCUUUCCGGAAACUGGUGUGGCCAAAGAAAAGGUAUUUACUAUGCAAGAUCUAUUAGAACUGCUCAAAAUCAACCCUGAAUCCGGUCUCUACAAAUCACUGAUGUCAGGAUUUGAUAACAAAAACAAAAAAGGUUUUCUCAUGGAGUUUUUAAAAGAAGUGGCAGAGUAUCAUCAGUCCAGAGCGAGCUGUGAUGUGGGAACUCAGACAAGUUCCACAUUGCCUGGCCAAGACUCACUUGUGGAGAAGCUUCAGCUUAUUGAUGAUCAGUUUGCAGGUGCUUACCCUCAGCGUCCAAAGUUAGAAUCCUUAGAAGUAAAGUUAAAUGAAUAUAAAAGAGAAAUAGAACAGCAGCUUCGGGCAGAAAUGUGUCAAAAGUUAAAGUAUCUUAAAGAUACUGAAGUAGCAAAAGUUAAGAUGGAAGAGAAAAGAAGGUCUGAGAGGGAAUUGGCUGAGUUCCGGAACGAAUUGGAGAGAGCUUGUCGAGCAAAAUCUGACGCCCUUAUUUCUCGGGAGAAGUUGGCUUUUGAGAGAAUUCAGAAGCACCAAGAGAUUGAAACCAAGGAGAUUUAUGCUCAGAGACAACUUCUCCUCAAAGAUAUAGACAUGCUAAGAGGCAGAGAAGCAGAGCUGAAGCAAAGAAUGGAAGCUUUUGAAUUGGCUCAGCGGCUACAAGAAGAAAAAAAUAAAAGAGCAACCAAUGCACUUAGGAAACGGGAGCUGAAUGUCCAGAAUAUUGAGGAGACCUAUGACCAGAAGCUCAAGAAUGAGCUGCUCAAGUAUCAACUUGAACUCCAGGACAACUAUAUCGCUAGAACUCACAGGCUGAUAGAAGAUGAAAGGAAGAAUAAAGAAAAAGCUAUACAUUUGCAAGAGGAGCUCACAGCUAUUAAUGCGAAAAAGGAAGAAUUUGGUCAUUCUGUAAAACGUGUCAAAGAGCUCGAGCUUGAGUUAGAGUCGGUCAGAACCCAGUCUUUGGCGAUAAGCAAGCAAAACCACCUGCUGAGAGAAAAGGUGAAAGAAAUGAGUGACUAUUCGCUACUGAAACAAGGGAAACGGGAGCUUCAGGCGCAAAAUAAGCUACUUAAACAACAGCUGGAAGAGACCAGAAGUGAGAACUUGCGUCUUCUAAACCACCUGGCUCAGCCUUCUCCAGAGCUGGUGGCUUUUCAGAAAGAACUAAAGAAAGCAGACAACGCUAUCGUGUGUGAGCAUAAGGAGUUCGAGAUCCACAGGCAGAACCUGCAGAAGCAGCUGCAAAGUGAAAUUGAACGUUCUGCACAGCUGAAGGCCCAGAUCCUCGAUUACGAAGAUUCCGUAAAGAGGUUAAGGAGACAGGUGGCCGAUUUGAAAUUGCAACUGACACAAACCCAGACGGCCCUAGAGAACGAGGUGUACCGCAACCCAAAGAAUUCUCUGCUCGAUCGGCCCAUCAGCGGAUUAAUGGGUGGCAACGUGGUGGUACCUCACAAUGGUGACCUGAACGGGGAUUUCUUGAAAGAUGCUUUCGGACUGGAAAGGCUGAUGGCAGACAUGCUUCUGUCAAGGAUCGCAAGUGACCCAAGUGCAAGCACCGGGAGUAGUUCCCCUGAUUCUGACCUGGAGUUUGUAGCCAAGACCAAGGCAAGGGUGAAAGAGCUAGAGCAAGAGGCCGAACGUUUGGAGAAAGCUUUCCAAACUUACCAUCCAAGAGUUCAUCCACGCCCCACGGGAAGGUCUUCAGCCAAGAGCCCGCCACCCCUGCUUGUGACAGGAACGCUCAAAAAGGCCACUUCCGGUUUCCCUGGAAGCCGUACUUCCGCAGAGGACGCGGCUGCCCCUGAGCAGCCUCUGGCAGGCACACCCGAGGAGGACAGGAGCAGCGCUUCGGCUUCUGAGGCGCGGCCGUGCGAGGGCACGCCCUCCAGACGCCUCUCCUCCACUCCCCUGCCCAAGGCCAAAAGGAGCCUCCUUGCUAAAGUGUAUCUGGAAGGUGGGGACAGAUCCGGUGCUGCUGGCUGCAGUCCUGGUCCUGAGACAACGCCCCAGCCAUCACCCUCUGAGUCCGGGCACAGCCCUUCCCUCCACCUGCUGCCCAGCCCUCCGGAGCAGGCCAGUCUUCAUCAAAGACAGACAGAACUUGAAGAACAAGGAGAACUUUCAGAUCCAGACAAGCUACCUUUUAAGGACAAUGAGGAAUUUGGAUCAUCUUCUGAAUAUGCAGGGAGCACACCGAGGCAGUUUGAGGUGGACAGCCUCCAUCCUGCUGGCGACGUGCCUCAUGUGGGUGCUGCCGCCGCCACGGUGUCUGCCGGACCUCUCCCUUGUUGCCACCCUGGGAAGCUGAUGACAUUGGAGGAGAACUGGGUGUCAGACUUGUCUGGCCUGGCCCUCCUGGUCUUUCCUCUUCCCUUCUCCAGACUGCCUGCUUCCCUCCUCAGUGGAGACAUUUGAGCUCUGCCCCAGGGCUCAGCCAACAGGCGUGUCCUUUUCUCCUUGAACCAGAGUGUUUUAGCCUCAGAGGUGAAAGGAAAUGCCUCAAGUAAAACCACCUGUAGGUCCUUCCCAAACAUCGGCAGAGCAUCAUCCCUAAAACCCAUGGGAUGCUUCUUGAAACCGGUUUGUUGGUUUCAGGCGCAGUUGGGAAUAUGAGGAGUCACUGAAAGGAGCAAGAGGGUUGAUUUUUGCUGAUUCCAGAGCAAGUCAUUUCUGGAAAGUGCUCACUCAGACUCCAUCAAGAGCCUUUUGCAUAUUGGAUGCUUUUCUGGAAGCUGCCCCUGCUUCAUGCAGCUUCUAGCAGGACAGUCAGCAGGCCAUGGCUGAUGGCAUCCGAUAGGACACCUGAUGGGGGCAGUGGUGCCCUAGAGCAGCUCUGAUGGGCAGACACUGGAGUGAAUAGGGAAUAGAAAUAAUGCAAUAGAAUAAAGGACACGAACUGAGUUGACAGGCCUUCUGUUUCUGACAAGUACAGUACAUUAUAAUAAACGGCUUCUUAAGUUACUAUUAAACGGUGGGGUUACAUUCUGAUCGUUGAGGAACUCUCAGAUCUGUUGUUUCACGUCUUCGUCUGGGCGCCAAGGGAGGUAAAGCCUAAAACUUGCUAUCUUUGUGCCAGUGGAAACCGUGCUUUUCUUCGCUCUUCCAUCCAAAGAGGUUUCCCUCUGCCACUCUGGAGCCACCAAGUACACCUCGCAGCGAAGGAGCCCUUUCCUCAUUGUCUCUUGAAAUCUUCCCCCAAACGGCAUCCUCGCCCUGAGGUUGCCGCUCCGUACGAGUGACGUGCCUCCAGCGAGGAGGCUGCGUUUCUGCCUGUGCAAGUGGCCAGCGGCCGCCUCUAGGGUUUGAAUUUCAUGACCAGGAUCCAGUGGAGACUGCUGCUGCUCUCCUGUGGGAGAUGCUAACUUUUGGUUGGUGACUAGAGCACAGCCAUGAGGCUGGAAGUCCCGUCGGAAUCUGUGCUUGUCUGUGUGUUAGCCUUGCUGGGAAAGCUGAGGUUCUGGACCAGAGCUGGAGGAGAGAGGUCAGCGUAGUCCUCUGUGGAACUGAGAUCAAGUUAAACACGUGAGGCGUGGGGACGUGUGUUGUUAGCCUAGAGAACAGGCGAUUCAAACCCGGACCUUGGCCGGAAGGGACAGAAGUAGGGAGACGGGUGCUUAUGGGUUUUGACAAGUCAGGUACAAGGUACUGUGUGAAUAUGGUGCUGAAGUGGCCACUUGUCACUGUAGGAAUGAGGAGCUCACAGAAGAUGUGGCAUUCAGGUGAGGGCUGGCAUCCUGGGUGGGGCUUGGGGGAAGGGAGCACAUCUGCUUGAGGAGGACGUGAGAGCGGGUAGCAGGGCAGACGGCGCUGUACUCGGGCACCUGUGUGCGUGUCAGCGCCUAGACGGGAGGUUUCGGACGUGAACGUUCAGGUGAUCCAGGAGGUCAGGCAGGAAGGGAAAAGGCAGUUGGGCACUCGACCGCCACGGGUUUGGAUUCCACCGGAGCGGAGCGUGUGCACAGCACAUCCGGAAGUGACUGGUGCUCACACAGGUGAAGGCGGGCUGCCUGGAGAGACCUUGGUCACGGAGACCCUUGGCCAAGUGAUUUCGGGCACCCGGGUGAACAGUGAUGAGGACCUGAACUGCAGCAGGAGGAGGAAGAGGAAAGUGUAAGCCCUGGUGACCGAGUGGAUGUGGUGUGGCAAGAGCAUGACUCCAGGGACAAGGAUGAGGAGUUCAGCUAGGAAGCCAGGGCUGCAGGAUCUCCUGUGUCGAUGGCAGGGAGCCCGGUAGAAACAUGGGUGUGAGCAAACACGGAGAGAGGUCAGGACCGGAGAGGGAGGUGUGGGAAAGGUGGGGGAUC